Acanthosepion pharaonis is the source of this 777-nucleotide messenger RNA. The record is from the annotation of a GenBank genome assembly. Lineage: Eukaryota; Metazoa; Mollusca; Cephalopoda; Sepiida; Sepiidae.
AUGCUUAAGAAUUUCCUAUCUUGGGCCGAUUUGAUAGUUUUGCAAGUUCAGUCCUCAGUAGUUUUUUUCCUUGUCAUUCUUUUAUUUUUUUCCUUCUUUCUUUCUUUUCUUUUCCUUGAUUUUGCCAGAACUUUGUCUACUUCUUCCUUUGUUAUUCCUUAUUUUCUUUCUUCCAUCAUAACUUACUUUCCUAUCUUCUUUUUUUCUUUUUUACUUUCCUAUCUUUUUCUUUUUUUCUUUUUUACUUUCCUAUCUUUUUCUUUUUUACUUUCCUAUCUUUUUCUUUUUUACUUUCCUAUCUUUUUCUUUUUUAAUUUCCUAUCUUUUUCUUUUUUACUUUCCUAUCUUUUUCUUUUUUACUUUCCUAUCUUUUUCUUUUUUUCUUUUUUACUUUCCUAUCUUUUUCUUUUUUCUUUUUUACUUUCCUAUCUUUUUCUUUUUUUCUUUCCUAUCUUUUUCUUUUUUACUUUCCUAUCUUCUUUUUUCUUUUUUACUUUCCUAUCUUCUUUUUUCUUUUUUACUUUCCUAUCUUCUUUUUUCUUUUUUACUUUCCUAUCUUUUCUUUUUUCUUUUUUCUUUCCUAUCUUUUUCUUUUUUUCUUCUUUACUUUCCUAUCUUUUUCUUUUUUUCUUCUUUACUUUCCUAUCUUUUUCUUUUUUUCUUCUUUACUUUCCUAUCUUUUUCUUUUUUUCUUCUUUACUUUCCUAUCUUUUUCUUUUUUACUUUUAUUUUUAUCACUUAUUCAUUUUUGUCUCCUCUUUCUAUAAAAAAAAUUAA